UCGAGCCCCAGUCUCCAGACGCUGACGGAGGAGGGCAGCGCUUGGGGAGCUGGGGGGCGGAGCUUAGCAGGGCGGGCCGGGCCCCGAGGCUGCGCUGGAACCUCGUCCGCGGUGCCUGAGGGGUGGAAGCGAGGCGGGAGCCUUCGAGCCGAGCGAAUAGCUCUCCGCCUUGAAUUCAGGGCCUCGCCGGCCCAGCAGCCAGGUCCUCUCCUGGGGGAUGUGACAAGACUCUUCGCCCCGUAUCCUGGGGCUGCUGCUCCCGUCAGGUCCCAGGCAGGGGCUCCCGUUGCAUAGCGCCGCGUGGAUGAGUCCAUUCAUGCUACAUCCCUCUCAGAGUAGAGAUGGCGCUUGACAUUUCUCCUGAGUCCUGCCGUGUGAACUAAGGAAACUUCCCCGCCCCCGAUUUGUGGCCAUUCAUGUGGACCAUCCAUCACCACCUUGGUCUCUGUUGGCUGCUUAGAGCCCAGCUGCGCCCUGCAGCUCUCCUGAGCUUAAGGAGAGUCCUCAGCUGUGUUUUCUCUUGGAUGGAACUAUGCUAUUCUCCACAGAAGAUGGUAACGUUGAAGUAUGAGCAUGGAAAAGGGGAUAAGCUCAGUAGAAGUUCUACCCUCCAGAUCUUCACACACCACUGCAGUAGGGGAGAUGGUGAAAGAACACGAAGCAAAGCAAGCUCAGAAAGGGAGACGAGUGGGAUUUGUACUUGUCCAUGCAGGUGCAGGGUAUCAUUCUGAAUCCAAAGCCAAAGAAUAUAAGCAUGUGUGCAAAAGAGCAUGUAGGAAGGCAAUUGAAAAGCUACAGGCUGGGGCUCUUGUAACAGAUGCAGUGACUGCAGCGCUAGUUGAACUAGAGGAUUCACCCUUUACUAAUGCAGGAAUGGGGUCUAACCUCAACCUUUUGGGUGAAAUAGAAUGUGAUGCCAGUAUCAUGGAUGGAAAAUCACUCAAUUUUGGAGCAGUUGGUGCUCUCAGUGGAAUCAAAAAUCCUGUUUCUGUGGCAAAUAGAUUGUUGUGUGAAGGGCAGAAAGGAAAGCUGUCUGCUGGCAGAAUUCCACCUUGUUUUUUAGUUGGCGAAGGAGCUUUCAGAUGGGCAGUGGAUCACGGGAUACCUGCCUGCCCUCCAGGUGUCAUGGCAACAAGACUUAGUUUAGCAGCUUUUAAGAGGAACAAGAGGAAACUGGAAUUGGCGGAAAAGGUGGAAACCGAUCUUUUUCAGUUGAAGAAAAGAAGACAAUCAAGUGAAAAGGAGAAUGACUCAGGAACACUGGAUACCGUUGGAGCAGUUGUUGUUGACCAAGAAGGAAAUGUUGCUGCUGCAGUAUCCAGUGGAGGCUUAGCCUUGAAGCACCCUGGACGAGUUGGUCAGGCAGCUCUUUACGGAUGUGGGUGCUGGGCUGAGAACUUGGGAAUUCAGAACCCUUACUCUACAGCUGUGAGUACCUCAGGUUGUGGGGAGCACCUUGUACGGACCUUAUUGGCUAGAGAAUGUUCGUGUGCUUUGCAAAAUGAAGAUGCUCAUCAGGCUCUACUAGAAACUAUGCAAAACAAGUUUAUUAGUUCACCUUUUCUAGCCAAUGAGGAUGGUGUUCUCGGAGGUGUGAUAGUUCUCCGAUCUUGUUGGUGUUCUGCAGAGUCGAACUCUCCACAGGAUAAGCAGUCUCUACUAGUAGAGUUCCUGUGGAGUCAUACAACAGAGAGCAUGUGUGUCGGGUAUAUGUCAGCACAGGAUGGCAAAGCUAAGACCCACAUUUCAAGACUUCCCCCUGGAGCUGUGGCGGGGCAGUCAGUGGCUAUUGAAGGAGGAGUCUGUCGGCUGGAGAGCUCAGCAAGCUGAACCGCUCCUUGUCUGGUCAGCAAGCAGAGCACAAAUCCAUUAUGUAUAUUAAGCUCCUUGGUGUUUUAACAGAUGUUGAGGAUUUUACUCUCAUUUUAUACUCCUUAUUGCAACCACGUGCACCCUAACUUGAAACAAGUGCUGCUGUAGCUUUAUAUUCUUUGUUUGAAUGUAUAUGAGAAUUUGUCUCCCAGUGGAAUAGAAACUCUGUUCCCAGUUGUGCAAAUGAAAAUAAUGUAUGGAUAAUUUAAUGUUACGGAACAUUUUUAUGUGUUAAUUGGUUAGCCUAUAAGAAAAUUCCAAGGGAAAAUGGUUAAAAUUUGUGCGGUAGUAGCAAAUGUUGUUGUUUCACAUUGUGAAGCUCGAGGCUUCUGAGCUGCUUGGAAUACAGAAGUGACCAAAUGCUCUUUACAUUAUUUAAUAGUUUCAAUGGGUCCAGUGGUAUCUUAAACAUGUUCUUUUCGCAUAUAAUAUAUAUAAACAGUGAUUGGUUUCAGUGAAAUAAUUUGGAGGGGGCUAUGGCCUGACUUUUUGUUCAUACCUAUUCAGUUGAUGGUACUUUUUUGGCUUAAGUAUUGCAUACUUCAAGCAGUUAUAUGUUAUGAAAGGCUCUGUAAAGAUAAGGUACAGUCAUAAAGUUGUUACUUUGUGUAUAAUGGAAUAUUGGAAUGUAAAUAAGAACAAAGUUUAUUGGAAGAGUCAAUAUUAUUCCUUGGUUUAAAUAUAUUUUUAAGAGAAUGGUGUAGAAAUAAACAUGAUAUUACUGGAUAAAUAAUGUAAAGUGUAUUAAAUUGAUGAUGAAGAGGACCCUAAUUCUACCUUUCUUCGUCAGUUCUUUAAAUUCCAAAUUUGUAGUAAAGGUAUAUAAAUGUCUGCAAUUAUAUUUACAUGUUAUGAAUAUAGAGUUACAAGUGGCCUUUUGAAGAAUUUAUACAGCCAAAAUUCAUGAUAUUGCAUCAUUUUAUAUACCUGAUUCUUAGAUAUGAUCUUAUUGUUUCAGGAUCUUCAGCUGUUUAAUUGUUUGCAUGUUUACAGGGAUGUAAUGGCUAUAGAACAAUCUUAUUGAGUACUUGAUGAGCUGUCAAAAUAGACUAAGGGAAUUUUCUUGGAGAUUUUUUAUAUUGUGUUGAAAGAUGUUAUAUGCAGCCUUUAGAAAUAAUUACUUGGCAUCAUCCAACAUAUUCUUAAUCCCACAACCAACUUUCCUUGGCAAAUUGUUGUGCCAUCACUCUGUUUAACUUCACAAAUGAAACAUUAUUAAAAAUUGGUUUUAAUCAGUUUCAUUCUAUUUGAUAUGUAAAGCAUGAAAUCUCAGUGGUAAGAAAUAUCUGUUGAUCUUUUAUUCUUUCAGUUACGUAUUUGAACAUGAUGUCUGCUGGUUUGCUAAACUUCAUCACAGGAGCCUACAAGUUGUUGCCACAAUAGCUGCAUUUGGGUGUGUCUAGAAUCGAUGCACGAAACUUUAGCACUAAGCCUACCUGGAAAUGGGCUCAAUGCAGCAAUGCCACACAUUUAUCUUCUCACCCAGAACAGGCAUAGGGAGAACCAUUUUUGUCUGGUCUGAAAAGAUGCCAUUUUUUCACAGCACUGAUUUGCUAAACCUUCUGUCAAUCACACAGCUAACUUCCCUUCUUCAAAUCAGGGCUGUGUUACAGUGCUAAUUGGUGGCUUUUGUGUGUUGGUCACUGGAGCCUGAUGAAAGGAGAAGUGGAACGCCAUUUAAAAACAAUGCACUAUAAAAAAUGAAAUUCAAAGUGAGCAGCCUGCCUAAGGUGCAAGGAGAGGGAAUGAUAGUCAUGUUUCAGCUUGGAACCAGAUUGCAUAGACAAUGAAAAGCAAAUGUUUGGGAAGCUCACCCUGCAGCAGGGGGGUAGGGGAAACCCACAUUCUUGUUUGCAGGCUCACAAUUUUUACCCCCAACAUUUCUGCUUCUAGACAAAGGAAGCACAAUCUGUUUCUCACUCAUGAUUCCAGAUACUAUUUAUUCAUAGUAGUCUGAUGCCCGGCAGCAGAGAUCGUAAAUUGGUCACAUCAAACCUGUGAAAGAAGGGAAUUGGUUCCAUUGUUAAACUUUUUAAUACACAAAGCACCAUAUUUUGUUCAUUCUUGCGAUAACCUCAUGAGGCUAUUAGAAGAGAUCCAAACUACUGCUUGCUUCCCUCCAUUGUAAGAAUUGUCAGUUUACCCUUUGCUCUCUGUUCCUCAGCCAGUACCAACCCGCACAGGGCCAGUCUUAUUCACCCAGUCUUUAUAUGCAGGGUAAGUCCCUAACUCACCAAGGGUUUGACUACCCUCACCUGGUGUAGCCAGCCAGUCAAAGCCGUUCCUGUGGCGUGAUGCUUGAAUUACAUCCAAGUGCAAUUAGGUGCAAUUUCCCCCUUUACACUUUAGGACCAAUUAGAGCAUUUCUCCCAGAAAUCUCCACCACUCUCCAUAUUUAUUUACAAAAUAAUCUUGCAUGUGGGUUUGUCUCAAGAUAGGCUUGAAGAGAACUGAUUAUGUAGCUUUGUGUAAUGCCACGUUUCAAUGACCAGUGGCUUCAAUUCCACUGAGCAACCACUGAUCAAUCUACCGGUACAUGCUUUCUGUCUGAGCACUACCAUCUGAGUGUCUACAAAGCACAUUCGGUGGCAGGUGAUCCGAUGGGUUUCUAGUAAGUUCCAUGUAGUUAUAGAAAAAGAGGUGCCGGAACACACCAUGAACGCUUCCCUCGUUUUCUUAGAAUGGCAAUGAUGCCCACCUGAGAGGUGCCAGAACUGAGUACUGGUGAGUUCCAGCUGAAAAAAAUCCCUGGUACCAUGUAAGUAUUGCAUUCAAUACAUAGAGAAUGGAUGAAGAUAGCGCAAAGUUCACCUAGUGUUAGCAAGGUUUAGUUUUAUGUCAAGCAUGAACAGUUAGAAGAUCCAGAAUAUAAGGUACUAUAUUGUACUCCAUAUAUUGUACACUGAUAAAGAUACAGAGAGGCAAAACUAACAAUAUUAAUCAAGGAAUGACUCAUGGUAGAUAUUUGUUUAAUAUUAUUUGGUUUUCUUUCAUUAUAUCUACAAUAUAACAUAGAGUGAAAUAUAUACGUAUUUUUAAAGGUAAACAAUGUUUCUGUGCACUCUGGUUUCCGUCAUAGUGUCCCGUUGCAUCAGAAGCGGUUUAGUCAUGCUGGCCACAUGACCCAGAAAGCUGUCUGUGGACAAACGCCAGCUCCCUCAGCCUGAAAGCGAGAUGAGCGUAACUCCAUAGUUGCCUUUGACUGGACUUAACCGUCCAGAUGUCAUAUACCUUGAUUACCUUUUUUUAAAUGUGCCGAGUCUUGUUAUUGUUUAUCCUUUGGCUUCGAGGACCCCUUCUCUCUCUUUACUUUAUCCUGGGAUUUUAGUUUUAUGUAAGCCAGUAAGUGAUCCAGAUUGAAAAGCUUGGUCUGUGUAGCAUUCUGAGAAAUAAAAAUUAAUUAUUAGCACGAUGAGAUUUGAACACUAAAUGCUUGCUGACAAAGCCUUGAAAGUGCUCAUUUCACUGCCACUGUUAGGAUGUCAAAUGAGGGUGUGGCGUGAACUAAAGUUUAAUGAAUGGGCCAGGGUUCCUCACCUAAACUACUGUUCCUAGCAUCUUGGGUAAAUUGCCAUUGGCCUCGUUUCCCUUGAGAAAUGGGCCCAGAGUGUGCCUUUUAAUUUUAGGAACAAGAAAGGAUUAUCAAAGAUAAAUGAAUUCCAACAUAAUUGAAUUCUAGGGUCCCUGGCACCAUGUAAUUUUGGCUCUCGGCGGUAACUGAUAUUGUCCAAGGAGAAAUUACACACUUGUUGGUUGAAAUUAUAAAGGAAGGGCAAUAGAUGAAGUGCAUGUAAAUACAAAUUGCUUGUACACUGUUGAUUUAUGUUAAUCAAACACGCAAUUAGACUAGUCACGCACUAGACAGGUUGGAGCCGUGAUUUCCAACUGGUUUUUCUUAACAAGGCUUGGCCAUGCUCUGUAUGGUAUUACAUCUACAAUAAUAAUGUAGCCUAUUAUAAAAGGGAAGUAUUUUAGAAAGCUAUAAUAUAAUAUUAUAAAAGGGAAGUAUUUUAGAAUGCUAAGAGAAUUUUAGAAUGAAAAUC
Messenger RNA from Zootoca vivipara (common lizard), 5915 nucleotides. RefSeq names its product taspase 1 (gene TASP1). Gene Ontology annotation, molecular function: threonine-type endopeptidase activity. Gene Ontology annotation, biological process: protein maturation. The record is from RefSeq and is a predicted model, not a curated record. Gene Ontology annotation, cellular component: cytoplasm. Lineage: Eukaryota; Metazoa; Chordata; Lepidosauria; Squamata; Lacertidae.